Messenger RNA from Penicillium paradoxum, 996 nucleotides. Its product is annotated as legume-like lectin family protein. NCBI's taxonomy places the organism in Eukaryota, Fungi, Ascomycota, Eurotiomycetes, Eurotiales, Aspergillaceae. Gene Ontology annotation, biological process: Golgi organization; endoplasmic reticulum organization; endoplasmic reticulum to Golgi vesicle-mediated transport. Gene Ontology annotation, molecular function: D-mannose binding. The transcript has 6 exons. Gene Ontology annotation, cellular component: Golgi membrane; endoplasmic reticulum-Golgi intermediate compartment; endoplasmic reticulum membrane. The record is from RefSeq and is a predicted model, not a curated record. The coding region runs from base 1 to 996 and encodes 331 amino acids.
AUGCGUCUUCCGUCCAUUUCUGCGCUUCUUUGCUUCGCAGGCCUGGUUGCUUUACCCGUGAAUGCCUACGACGACACCAAUAUCAAAAGCAUCCCUCUCCGCACCCAUAGCCUCUCUCCGCCAUAUCUCGAUUCGGAUUUCCAAAGCCGCUGGUUCGACUUCGGAGGAGAUACAGUAAUCCGCGCUGAUAAGUACAUCCGCCUUACGGCUGACCGGCCAUCGCAGCAAGGAUGGAUCGCCUCCCGCGUGCCAUUGACUGCGACAAAUUGGCAGAUUGAGCUCGAGUUCGAGAUCCAUGGCUCUGGUAAUCUGCACGGAGAUGGCUUUGCCCUUUGGCUCACCAAAGAGCGCGCCACACAAGGCCCUGUCUUCGGUUCGACCGACAGAUUCGAAGGCCUCGGUAUUUUCUUCGAUACCUACAAGAACAAUCGCCCCGGUGUAUCGUUCCCUUACGUCAUGGCCAUGAUGGGUGAUGGGCAAACUACCUACGACCAGGCACAUGACGGCAAGGCUAACGAGCUGGCUGGUUGCUCUGCUCGUGGUCUCCGUAGCGCUCCCAUUCCCACCAAAGCCCGCCUCACCUACUUCCAGGACAAGUCCCUGUCCCUGGAGCUUCAGUACAAGACUGAAGACUCAUGGACCGAAUGCUUCACUCUUUCCGCCGAGGACUCCAACAUUGCCAUCCCCUCUGUUUCAUACUUGAGUCUCUCUGCCGAGACCGGUGAACUGAGCGACAACCACGAUAUCAUCUCUCUCAAGUCCGAGAACCUCUACUCCUUGAACCGCCCCAACAGCGCCGGUAAGGGCUCGCCAGAUGAUCGGACUAAGGGCCGCUCUCGCUCUCCUGCCAAGCCCGUCAAGCCUAUCAAGGCUCCCGAGGAGAAGGGUAGCUGGACUUGGUUCCUUUUCAAGGUUGUGAUGUUCUUUGCCGUUAUCGUCGGCGCAUACUCUGGCUGGACCGCUUACCGGACCAAGGUCCGGUCCUCCCGUUUUUAA